UACUGAAACAGAGGAUGGAAUAUUUAUGACGUCAGAGGGACGUCUCUGACCAUCACCCCUACAAAAGCUUGAUAUAUAAAGGGGUCUUUCCCUUGUCCCAUUCUUCUUCGUUCAAAUAUUUCAUCGUCUUCACCGUAAAACCUUAAACACUUCAGAGCCCUUUUUGUCUAAUUAUCCAAGAAGAGUUCAAAGCUAUACUUUGAUUCAUCAGCUUGAGAGGUUAACGAAGAAAAUGUGUGGGGGUGCCAUCAUCUCUGAUUUCAUCAUCCGCAACCGCGGUCAAAGCGUCUCCGCCGCCGAUAUCUGGCCAAACUCGUUCUUCGCUAAGAUUAACGGCGGCCAGUUCGAUCCCGAUCCCGCUCGACUCGGGGAAAGUGGACGUGUCUCCCUCAAGAGGAGUCAACCCGUCUCAGGUGGUGGGCAAGAGGCAGCGGAGAAACCAAAGAGGCAGAGGAAGAAUCUGUACAGAGGGAUAAGGCAGAGGCCGUGGGGCAAAUGGGCUGCCGAGAUUCGAGAUCCGAGAAAAGGUGUCCGCGUGUGGCUCGGAACCUUCAACACGGCCGAAGAAGCUGCUCGAGCCUACGACCGUGAAGCCAUCAAAAUCCGUGGCAAGAAGGCCAAAGUCAAUUUCCCUAACGAUGACACCCAUUUCACCAUCAACCACCGCAAAAAUGGCCAACCUUGUCACUUGAAUCCACCCCCAAAUUCGAACCCGAUCCCAAACCGGAACUAUCAUCCGGUUGCAGAUUCCAGUAGCACAAGUUUCGGGUUCGGCAACGGGCUGAACCAGAUCCCGGUUGCCGACAGCUGCAACACGAAUCCGGUUCAAAGUGGGGUGCACUCUGAUUCUGCAGCGGAGGAGAAUUCUGGGUCGAAUUCAGCAUGCGAGCCAGCGAACUCGUAUUCUCCACCGGCGAUCAACGGCGGCGAGACGAAGGCUAAAGAGGAGAAAAACGAGGUACAAAGGUUGUCGGAGGAGCUAAUGGCGUACGAGGAUUACAUGAAAUUCUAUCAGAUUCCGUAUCUCGAGGGCCAAUCCUCGACGGCGACGGACGCGUCUGCGCAAGUGAGCGUCGUCGGAAAUCUCUGGAACUUUGAGGACGCCAUGGCCGCGUCCCCCGUCGCCUCGGGCUCCGCUUAAUGGUGUCGUCGAUUCGUGGACUCAGUUCCGUUUAUUUUUCAUUUAUGUGUUUUUCCGUUUUGUAUUAAUAUUUCGGACGAGAUUUUAGGGAUGUGCAGAAUUUGUCGGUUGGUCAUAUAAUUGUUAAUGUAAACUUCGGAUUUUCAUGUUUAAUCAUAUUUACAAAUAUC
Molecule: messenger RNA, 1311 nt
Organism: Tarenaya hassleriana
Lineage: Eukaryota; Viridiplantae; Streptophyta; Magnoliopsida; Brassicales; Cleomaceae
Product: ethylene-responsive transcription factor ERF071-like
Exons: 2
Coding region: 233-1141 (302 amino acids)
Biological process (GO): regulation of DNA-templated transcription; ethylene-activated signaling pathway
Molecular function (GO): DNA binding; DNA-binding transcription factor activity
Source: RefSeq, a predicted model, not a curated record